AUGGCAGGGACAGCUCCGGCGCUAGUGAUGGCGCUGCUUGUACUCGGGGGUUGGACAACGCAAACGGAAGGCGCUACCAACGUCAUGUGUGGGAACUGCUCCUUCACUGUAUCAGACGCAGGUCUGCUUCAAAGGACGGGAAGCUGCUUGGCAGGCACUGGGCCCUGCGUGUUGAAGGCUGCUGGGAUUGCUGAGAUCGAACGAGGAACCUUCGACGGACUUGCAGACAUGACAUACCUUGACCUUUCACACAACCAGCUGACAAAUAUUUCACAAGGAUUGUUCGAUGGUCUCAGUAGUCUACAACUUCUCGACCUCAGAUACAACCAAUUGUCCAGCAUAGCACCCGAUGCAUUUUCAAACUGCACUCAGCUGUCUUCUAUUGACGUCGGUUUCAAUCAAUUGACGUGCUAUUAUGCUUCUUGGCCACUGUUGGCAAUGGCAUUAGAUUCAACUGUACUAGCACGGUUGUGUCAGAAUGUGACCACUGACGUGACUCCAUGCUACCCGCACAUCAGGGUUGAGUUGGAUUCGACAAGCCUCCCUUCGGACAUGGCAGGGGAGUACUGCGAGGCCUUCAACUGCGCCCACGGUGAAGGUAUUUCUCCUGGCAGAGAUGAUUCCAGUCACUGCUUUCGCAAAAACGGCGACGAAGCCUGGAAAAUAUUAAACACGGGCUGUGGAUGGACGAUAGGGCACAUCGAGCAAAAUGGUGAAAGAUUAUACCCGUCACGGCUAUUUCAGUGGCAGGAGUAUGCUAGAAGUUACAUCGGUGACUGCAGUUUGAUCCCUCCUUCACAACUGGACGUCCGUGCGCUCGCCAACACUUCAAACUUCUACGAUGGUGGAGGACGCAUCGUUGUCGGCAUUCACACGGUCCUUGUGUUGCCCCCUCACCAUUCCAGCGAUGCUGACCCUAGCGCUGAUAUCUUCAACGCCACCAGUGCUGUCAAUUCCAGCUCUGCAAGUACCCCGCUCCCCUUGGUUGAUACUUCUUUGCUCUCCUUCCCGGAGUGUGUUGAGCAAAGGGAUUGGGCAGCGAUGCUGGAGCUGCUGAGAAAUGGAACGGCGGCAACGGGAGGGCUGGGGCUGAUGAUGGAGCCUCCUCUGGAAUCCUGGGUUUGUAUCCGUGAGCACCCUUGCCUCCAGAGGAUCGAUGGCGCCCAGCCAAGCGACAUGAUGUGCUUCGUGUACCACGAGGUCGAUCUAGUCUUCCUGCCCUGGAGCACCAAUUCUCUCUUGAAACUGGUUGGAUCGCGCAUGUCGAGGGCAAGAGUAGCGUGGGCGUGGAGGAUGCUGCUGCUAGUGGCAGGGCUGGGGGUCCGACAAGUCUGCACGUUCAGAGCUCCUCACCUGACCAGCUCCAUGGGCUAUCGGGGGAUCCACCACCAGCUCAAGGUCAGCAUGAUGCGGGCGAGCUCCACGAGCCUCAGCCUUGGAAAGGAAGUUAGGAAAGAUUUCCCCAUCCUGAAACAGAAAGUGCAUGGAGGAAAAGAUCUUAUCUAUCUUGAUAGCGCGGCAACGAGCCAGAAGCCGGUGCAGGUGCUGGAGGCGAUGAAGAAGUUCUACGAGGAGAGCAACUCGAAUGUUCACCGAGGGUCGCAUGCCCUGUCUGUGAAAGCUACCGACAUGUACGAGGGAGCGCGCGAGAUCGUCGCAAAGUUUGUGAACGCGAGGAGGGAGGAGAUCGUGUUCACGAGCGGGGCAACAGAGGCGAUCAACCUGCUCAAUUCCCAACAAGGUUUUGAUAUGGAUCACUUCCGCUCCAUCCUGUCCGACAAGACCAAGAUCGUAGCCGUCGUCCACGUCUCCAACAUGCUCGGGUGUAUCAACCCCGUGCAAGAAAUCGUCGCUGCUGCUCAUGCGGUCGGCGCGAAAAUUCUGCUGGACGCCUGCCAGUCUGCUCCUCACAUGCCCCUGGACGUUCGCCUCCUCGACUGCGACUUCCUCGUCGCCUCCGGUCACAAGCUCUGUGGCCCCAGCGGAUCAGGUUUCCUGUACGGGAAGAAGGAGAUCUUGGAAAGCAUGCCACCAUGGAAG
This is a messenger RNA of Guillardia theta CCMP2712, 2040 nucleotides long. RefSeq lists its product as hypothetical. Lineage: Eukaryota; Cryptophyceae; Pyrenomonadales; Geminigeraceae. The annotation marks the transcript as partial. The record is from RefSeq and is a predicted model, not a curated record. Gene Ontology annotation, molecular function: protein binding. The transcript is spliced from 8 exons.